AUGUCACGGCCGCAUGCAUCCUCUGUCGACGCACAGGACCCCUGGGGAGCAGGCGACAUCGCCUCACCCCUCAGCAGCACCCGCACCGCCGAGGCUCAGGACGAUGACGACGAGCUGGACCCAGCCGAGAUCCAGGAGAAGGAGAGGCUUGUCAAGUACGUGUUCGAACCGAUCUCACACGAGCCGAGAAGAUCGCAUGGCUGAACACCUCGCGGCUAUCCACAGGGACUUUACGACCAAGCAGGAUGGGCUCAAAGGUGGGCCUCACCGAUCACUCCGGGAAGAGGAGACACCAUCCCGACGCGGGCACACCGAGCCACUUAUACCUACCCCGCACCUUCGCAGCUCUUAUGGAGAGGAUCUCGAGCGUCAACAAGGAAACUCAAGAGAUCAAGUCCGGUAACGAGACGUUGCAAACAUGUCAGUCUUGCCGAGCUGCGCAUCCGACUCGGGUGGGGAGGGGUUACUGAUUCAACCACUCGUGAUCACCGACAGAUAUCGAUAAUCUGACGCGCAACAAGUACGUCCUUUUCUUGUUUGGUCGUGGUCGUACCGCCGUGGGGCAACGACGGCGUACCGAUCGCGUAGUCACCCACCCCCUCUCCUGUCUCGAUCCACAGUGCACAAGCGGCCGUCUCGGGAGGUGGCAAGCGGUAG
Molecule: messenger RNA, 657 nt
Organism: Microbotryum saponariae
Lineage: Eukaryota; Fungi; Basidiomycota; Microbotryomycetes; Microbotryales; Microbotryaceae
Source: the annotation of a GenBank genome assembly